AUGCAGCCAAGCACCCAGCGUGAGGAGGAGCUGCCUACAGACACCAAAAGGCAAAGCGAUCCUCACCCAACACAAGACUUCAGUGAACCCACCAAGCCAACACAAGACUUCAAUGAACCCACCAAGCCAACACAAGACUUCAAUGAACCCACCAAGCCAACACAAGACUUCAGUGAACCCACCAAGCCAACACAAGACUUUAGUGAACCCACCAAGCCAACACAAUUCUUCAAUGAACCCACCAAGCCAACACAAGGUUUCAGUGAAUCCACCAAGCCAACACAAGACUUCACUGAACCCACCAAGACAACUCAAGACUUCAAUGAACCCACCAAGCCAACACAAGACUUCAAUGAACCCACCAAGCCAACACAAGGUUUCAGUGAAUCCACCAAGCCAACACAAUUCUUCAAUGAACCCACCAAGCCAACACAAGACUUCAAUGAACCCAACAAGACAACUCAAGACUUCAAUGAACCCACCAAGACAACACAAGACUUCAGUGAAUCCACCAAGCCAACACAAGACUUCAAUGAAUCCACCAAGACAACUCAAGACUUCAAUGAACCCACCAAGCCAACACAAGUUUUCAGUGAAUCCACCAAGCCAACACAAAGCUUCAGAGCUUUGCUCAUUCCCAGCAAUGGAGGUCCCAGCUCCCUGCACCGCCACGGCAGCAGCGCCGGGGGCAGGUGA
Messenger RNA from Dryobates pubescens (Downy woodpecker), 696 nucleotides. Its product is annotated as zonadhesin-like. The transcript is spliced from 3 exons. The record is from RefSeq and is a predicted model, not a curated record. The coding region runs from base 1 to 696 and encodes 231 amino acids. Lineage: Eukaryota; Metazoa; Chordata; Aves; Piciformes; Picidae.